AUGGACGCCCAAGCCUACCUAAUCAAGCACGGCUGGUCCGGCCCCGGCAACCCGCUGAACCCAAACAAACGACCCGGUGCACAUAGCGGACUAGGCCUCACACGACCGCUCCUCGUAUCGCGCAAAGCCAACAACCACGGCGUGGGCAAGAAGACGACCAAAGACCCGACGAACCAGUGGUGGCUGCGCGGGUUCGAAGAUGCCCUGAAGGGCGUCGGGAACGACAGUUUCGAGGCUACCUCUGCGCGAGAGAACAAUGCGCUGACGAGUGAACUUUAUCGGCAUUUUGUGAGGGGUGAUGGGCUGGCUGGUACGCUUGAGGGGAUGGAGAAAAAGGACGAGAGCGGCACUUCUACCUCCAAGUCGAAGCGUAAGCGCGAGAAUGAGGAUGAUGGCCUUGAUCGCAAGGCUAAGAAGCUGGCCAAGGCUGCGCGGAAGGCGGAGAAGGCGGAGAGGAAGGAGGGGAGACGUGUGAAGAGAGCUGCGAAGGCCGAGAAGAAGGAGAAGAAGAUUGCCGAGAAGCUUGCGAAGAAGGCUUUGAAGGAGAAGAAGCGGACUGCUUCUGAGGAUGAAUAUCCAACGCCUACGUCGAUUGACCAGGAAUCCGAUCAGACUGGGGCGGAGACUACGGAGACAGAUGAGGCUGUUGCGCGGUUAGAGGAGAAGGCGGCUAAAAAGGAAAACGAGGAGAGCAAGAAGGCUAGGAGCACAGGGAGUGACUCAAAAAAGAAGUCUAAAAAGGAGAAGAAGGACAAGAAGGAGGCCAAAGCCUGA
Messenger RNA from Penicillium robsamsonii, 774 nucleotides. RefSeq lists its product as uncharacterized. The coding region runs from base 1 to 774 and encodes 257 amino acids. The transcript has a single exon. Lineage: Eukaryota; Fungi; Ascomycota; Eurotiomycetes; Eurotiales; Aspergillaceae. The record is from RefSeq and is a predicted model, not a curated record.